This is a messenger RNA of Rhincodon typus (whale shark), 1880 nucleotides long. It is a transcript of the gene cdc40, whose product is annotated as cell division cycle 40 homolog (S. cerevisiae). Gene Ontology annotation, biological process: mRNA splicing, via spliceosome. Gene Ontology annotation, molecular function: protein binding; mRNA binding. Bases 249 to 1880 code for a protein of 543 amino acids. Lineage: Eukaryota; Metazoa; Chordata; Chondrichthyes; Orectolobiformes; Rhincodontidae. The record is from RefSeq and is a predicted model, not a curated record. Gene Ontology annotation, cellular component: catalytic step 2 spliceosome. The transcript has 15 exons.
CAGAUUGUCAGAGGUGGGAAUUUGGGCCUUACCGCCGUGCGGUAAAUAAUAAUCCCUGGAGUUUCACUGAAGGCCGGGAGGAUGAUAUUGUGAGACUGAGACCGAUAGAAAUUUCUCAACAUUUAAAAUAGUGAAGACGGUGCCAAGGAAACCCCUGUCAGUGAAUGCUGUGACAUUUACUUGGGGAGGACUGGUUAAGUUGUAGAUCUGCAAGCGCGCGUCAUCUUCCGAGUGAGGCGCCCGCAAAAAUGUCGGCGGCGAUCGCGGCUCUGGCUUCUUACGGCAGCGGCAGUGGCAGCGACUCGGAUGGCGAGUGUGGAGAGGUCCCCAGCCGAGACGCCGUGGCUCAUCUGCACCCUCUGGAGCCUGAGAAAUCCAUGUCACGCCUUCACGGACCCCUCGCUUUGAACUCCGCGCCUGAGGUUGCUGUAAAGGAAGAUGUGGAAACAGGGGUUCAUCUUGAUCCAUUGCUGAAGGAAGUUAUGUUCAAUCCAUCAUAUGAAACUAUGUUUGCACCAGAGUUUGGUCCAGUGAACCCUUUCAGGACGCAGCAGAUGGCUGCUCCUAGAAAUAUGCUGUCUGGAUAUACUGAACCUGCCCACAUCAAUGAUUUCAUGUUUGAGCAACAGAGAAGAACCUUUCAUACCUAUGGUUAUGCAUUGGAUCCAACUGUAGACCACAGUGAAGGAACAGGAGGCGGUACGUAUAUUGGUAGUGUGGAAGAUGCCGAGAAGAAUCAAGGGCUUACAGUAUUUGAAUCUGGUAAAAAGAAAACCGAAAAACGAAAGAAAUUAAAAGAACCUGACCCAGCAAACAUUGAUGGUUUUCAGGGGCCUUGGGCAAAGUAUGUGGAUGAAAAGGAUGUGGCCAAACCUUCAGAGGAAGAACAAAAAGAACUUAAUGAGAUUAUAGCCAAACGACAAAAGAAAGGCAAACAAGAAGAUGAGAAACCUGCAGAAGAGAAAACAAUCCUACACCUCAAAGAUAUGUAUGACUACCAAGGAAGGUCGUAUCUUCACAUUCCUCAAGAUCUUGGAGUCAAUUUACGAUCUAAUCAACCACCUGAGAAAUGUUACCUUCCUAAGAAACAGCUGCAUGUAUGGACUGGACAUACAAAGGGCGUCAGUGCUAUUCGAUUGUUUCCAACAUCUGGUCACUUGCUUUUGUCCUGUUCCAUGGACUGUAAAAUAAAGCUUUGGGAAGUUUACAAUGACCGCAGAUGCAUUAGAACAUUUAUUGGCCAUAGUAAAGCUGUGCGAGAUGUAUGCUUUAACAAUGAUGGCACCCAGUUCCUUAGUGCUGCGUACGACCGAUACCUUAAACUCUGGGACACCGAGACGGGGAAAUGCACGGCUAAGUUUUCUAAUCGAAAAGUUCCAUACUGUGUGAAGUUCAAUCCUGAUGAAGACAAGCAGCAUCUCUUUGUGGCUGGUAUGUCAGAUAAGAAAAUUGUCCAGUGGGAUAUUCGAUCUGGAGAGAUUGUUCAGGAGUAUGAUAGACACCUAGGAGCUGUGAAUACCAUCACAUUUGUGGAUGAAAACAGGCGAUUUGUGAGCACUUCUGAUGACAAGAGCCUCAGAGUCUGGGAAUGGGACAUUCCUGUGGACUUCAAGUACAUUGCUGAACCAAGUAUGCACUCUAUGCCAGCCGUAACUUUGUCACCAAAUGGCAAGUGGCUGGCAUGUCAAUCAAUGGACAAUCAAAUUCUCAUCUUUGGAGCGCAAAACAGGUUUAGACUGAAUAAGAAAAAAAUCUUCAAGGGCCACAUGGUGGCAGGUUAUGCCUGUCAGGUGGAUUUUUCACCUGAUAUGAGGAUCCCCAACCAGAGAAAAUAUUUUACCUGUAACUACUGUGUCCAAGUGUUUUAUAGGUUUCAAUGA